Callorhinus ursinus (northern fur seal) is the source of this 3416-nucleotide messenger RNA. NCBI's taxonomy places the organism in Eukaryota, Metazoa, Chordata, Mammalia, Carnivora, Otariidae. The record is from RefSeq and is a predicted model, not a curated record.
CCAGGCACAUCCAGGAUCGGGGGUUAUUGGGGUGGGGAGUCCUCUCUUUUCCAGAUGGGGCCACCGUCUUGCAGGGAGAAUCUGGGUGUCGGGCCAGGAGCAGCGGCGUUCGGAGAAGGGUCGCCGAGUGCCUGAUUGUGUCGCUGUGCGUCGCGCGUGUCCAUGUACCUGGCCGUACCUGGGAGUGCACCUCUAAGCGUGCUUCCCGUGCAACAUGAAAAGCCUCCCUGCUUCCACUUUGCCUGAGCAAUCUUUUUAUUUUUUAUUUUUAUUUUUUUAAACCACAAACCAGAUCGUGCCCCUCCCUCAUUUAAAACCCUUCCGUAACCCCCAUUGCAUCCCGCUAAGAUGAGAAUUUGGGGUCCACCAGAAUGGUCUCACCCCUGCCGACCUCGCUGCUCUCCACUUAGCUCCUUGCUCAGUGCAUUGCGGCUACAAUGACUUCCUUGAUGCUGUAAAAUGUAGAGAGUAAGCUCUAUUAACCCCAGGCCUUUGCACUUGCUGUCCACCCUCUCACCCCCGCAUCUGGAACUGCUCUUUCUCCGAACCUUUGCGUAACUGUCUCCUUCCUUUUAUUGAGGGCUCAGCUCCAGUGUCACCUGGUGGGAGAGACCUUCCUGACUAUAUGUUAUUUACAGUAGCUGCCUCCUCCAGUCUUUUUUAUCACACAUUCCUGUUUUAUCAUCGUCAGUGAUUACUCGUAGACAUUAUCGUCUUCAUUCCUUGUGUGCUGUUUAUUUCGUGUCUUGCCCACGAGACAGCAAAGGGCAGAGCCUUGAUCUCACUCAUCACCGUGUCUCCAGGGUCUAGAACAGGUCCUGGAACAUAAAAUUAUUCCAAAGGAUUAAGGGCAGGAAGAUGAUUUAGUUGGCCUCCGUCUAACCUGUGCCCACUCUGAGCUCCCCCCUCAUCCAAACUCCCCUCCACCAAACUAACCAGAGCCUUGUCAGUGACCCACCUGCGUGCCCACUAAAGAGGGACGAGGGGAAGCUGACGUUGGGGGACUCAAGACAGGGGCUGGCCUGGCCCAGAUGACAAACAGGAAGUACACAGGCAUCCACGGGAGACACACCUGGUGUUCAGAUGUGGAAGACUGAGGACUGUUGAAAGUACAGAGUUCAGCCCCUGCACCUUCUGCCCCCAAGAGCUCCAUGCAGGUGCAACAGGAUGGAGAGGACUUUGCCAGCCAGCCCUGGUACCACGGCCCCCUGUCCCGUCAGAAGGCUGAGGCCCUCCUGCAGCAAGAUGGGGACUUCUUGGUUCGAGCCUCCAGGUCCCAGGGGGGCCACCCAGUGAUCUCCUGCCGCUGGCAGGGCUCAGCACUACACUUCGAGGUGCUCCGUGUGGCCUUGCGUCCCCGGCCAGGCCGGCCCACAGCUCUCUUUCAGCUGGAGGAUGAACGUUUCCCAAGCCUGCCCUCCCUGGUUCGCAGCUAUGUGACUGGGCAGCGUCCACUGUCCCAGGCCACAGGGGCUGUGGCCUCCAGGCCUGUGGUACGGCAAGGACCCAUUCGACGCAGCUUUAGUGAGGACACCCUCCUAGGGAGCCCAGCUCGGGUAGAGUUGCCCAGGGCUAGGAAGCGGAGUGACAGUCAGCCUGCAGGUUUGGAUCACAUGGGGCGGUCAAGAGAAGACCAUCCUGGACCAGGAGACUCCGCUGUGCCCAUAUGUGCCCUCCCUCGGAUGGGUAGUGACCCCAUGUUGCUGAAGACCCCAGCUUCUCUGGGGUGUGUUAUUGACAGCCUCAGGGCCUCCGAUGGGCAGCUUCAUGCCAAGGCACCCACCAAACCACCUCGAACACCCUCACUGUUGCUGCAUGAUGCGUCUGGACGCCCCCCAACAUACUGUGAGCUGGUGCCCCGAGUGCCCAGUGCCCAGGGAACCCCCCCAGGCCACGGCAGCCCAGAGACAGAGGCCCCACCAUGGUGGGAAGCCAACAAAGAAGAGGAGGAAGAGAACAGAAGUUUUGCAAGACCAAAGGCCGAGGUCUCUUUCUGGCCCCCUAACAACCCCUUCUGCCUCCUGGGCCCCCAGAAUCGGCCCCUGGAACCCAAAGUCCUGAGUACUCUCCGUGACCUAUUCCUGGAGCACCAUCCUGGGAGCACGGCCCUGCACCUAUUAUUGGUAGACUGCCAGGCUACAGGCCUCCUAGGAGUGACCAAGGCUCAGCGGGGUGCCAUGGGGGUCGCCUCUGGCCUGGAGCUGCUCACACUUCCCCAUGGGCAUCGCUUGAGGUUGGAACUUCUGGAGAGACACGAGGCGCUGGCGCUGGCGGGGGCGCUGGCCGUGCUGGGCUGCGCGGGGCCGCUGGAGGAGCGCGCGGCCACCCUAAGGGGCCUGGUGGAACUGGCAUUGGCGCUGCGGCCAGGGGCGGCCGGGGACCUGCCUGGACUGGCCGCGGUCAUGGGCGCCCUGCUCAUGCCACAGGUGUCCCGGCUGGAACGCACGUGGCGCCAACUCAGAAGGAGCCACACCGAGGCUGCGCUGGCCUUCGAGCAGGAGCUGAAGCCGCUGAUGCGGGCACUGGAUGAGGGCGCCGGACCCUGCGAGCCGGGCGAGGUGGCGCUGCCGCACGUGGUCCCCGCCGUGCGCCUGCUGGAGGGCGAGGAGCUCCCGGGGCCGCUGGACGAGAGCUGCGAGCGGCUGCUGCGCACCCUGCACCGGGCGCGUCAGAUGGCCCGAGACGCGCCCAAGUUCCGUGAGGCAGCCGCCCGGCGCCUACGAGGAUUCCGGCCAAACCCGCAGCUGAGGGAGGCCCUGACCACAGGCUUCGUGCAGAGGCUCCUCUGGGGAAGCCGAGGCGUGGGGGCGCCGCAAGCCACACGUCUCGAGAAGUUCCAGCGCGUCCUCAGUGUCCUUUCGCAGCGCCUUGAGCCGGAUGUUUGAAAGCACAGAACCCCUUCUUCCUGGGACGCCCAGGCUUUGGGGAACCCCGGCAGACACCAAGGAAGUUGCCCCAAGCUGUUCACAUAGCCAAUCGCAGUGGGAACCCACAUUCUGCCUCACAGAUUUGCAAAAACUCAAUACUGUAUCCCUAGAAGUGUACGUGGAUCCUAGGGUGAGGGACAGCCUCCUGCCUCACGCUAGAAAAUCCAGGUGUCUGGAGGCCCUAUCCCACCUCCCACCCCCACACACCUAUCUGACAAAUGGGCAACAUGAGGCUUUUAAUGGCAAGAGAACUUGCAGAUCUCUUACUCAGAGGCCAGAGUUCAAAUGCUUUUUUAAGAGCUGUGUGACUUCUAGCAAAUGGCUCAACCUCUCUGUGCUUGCCUUCCACGUAAAAGGGAGGCCGUGUACUUUCUAGGGGUUUUCAUGGGGGAUUAAAGCUGUGUUCAGAUAUCAUGGGUGGAGAAUGCCUGGUACACAGCAGGUGCUAAACAUUACCUUUUCUCAGUAAAGCUGUGGUAAACACAGAAA